AUGGCAAAAGAAAUUAAAAAGUAUACUUCAAGUAGCCAAAUUCAGAAACCUGCAUAUAAUUUGGUUGCUCAAAAAAAUGCAAAUAAUGUUGGUAAUUAUGUUUAUUUAAGUAAUGAAAGUAUAGAUACUAAUGUAUUAACAAAUAAUAAAGUUGAAAAUAUAAAAACUUAUUUUAAAAAUAAAGAAAAUAAAAAAAAUAGAAUUAGUAUUAGAGAAUAUGAAGACAACUAUUAUGAAAUAAAGAAGAUUAAUUAUUUUAAUGAGUAG
This is a messenger RNA of Cetraspora pellucida, 267 nucleotides long. The record is from the annotation of a GenBank genome assembly. NCBI's taxonomy places the organism in Eukaryota, Fungi, Glomeromycota, Glomeromycetes, Diversisporales, Gigasporaceae.